AAGAGCCAUGCCCACCGACCCCAUCUUCCUCCAAUAGGGGAGUGAGUCUAAAGGAUGACACUUCCCGAGUCAUCGCCGGGCUUAACAAACAUUGUUGCUCGUUACGCCAAGUCUUUUAGAAUCUGUGGAAUAACUGAGAAAAGCGUUGGUAUAAGCAAACUAAAGCAAGGCAAAAAAAAAAAAAAAUAGAGAAAAACAAAUUUCUAGUUUUAGUAACUUUGGGAGGUAUUGGAGGUCUUGAAACUUGGUUUGAAAUCAUCAGGCAAGUUGAAAGAAUCAUCUAAAUUGUGGUAUCAUCAAUAAUCAAACAUGGGUAUAGUUUACGACAACUGGGAAAGGUUGGUGGAUGCCACGCUGCGCCGAGAGGAGCUCCGGAUGAGUGCUCUAAGAACUCCCACCGAUCCUUCUUCAGCAUCGCCAUGGCCGUCGCCAUCGCCAUCGCCGUCACCAUUCCAUUUUAGCGUUUUGCCGGUUUUAUCAGGGAACAAUGGAUACUCAGCAGCAGCAGCUAGUAGGAGUGAGGAGUUAUACCUGAGGGGAGAUCUCGGCUUUCCACAAUUUAAGGAUUUUCUCUUUUUCACAGCUCAAGCUUGCAAUGAGAAACUUCACGAUGAUCGAUAUGUUGCUUGGGAGCAGCGACUUGGGAAGUUUACACGAAGUUCGGCUUCGCAAAAAACCUGCACCAGAAGACUGCAUUCUCAAAAGAUGCAGGGAUUUCAGGUGAGACUGAGACAGGUAAUCUCUCAGCUGCGUUGGAUUUGGUUACCCUGUGGCGACCGCCGCAGAUGAUAGAACCAGAUUGGAUGAUUUGAUGUGGUACCGAUCUAGACUUCUAUUCAAAAGCAAUUACGGAAAAAAAAAGGGUUUUUCUCAACAUUUGAAAUGAGUGAGCUGAAUGUGGCUCAAUCUGGACUAUAAAUUCCCUCUACAAUUGUCAAUAGCAGCUGCAGAAGCCUCGAAGUUCUUGAAUUUGUAUCUUAUUGUUCAAUUCGGGGUUGUAUUUCUUCUAUUGUUGCAAUUUCUGGCUCAUGCAGUACUAGACCAUAAAUUUUCCUUUC
Molecule: messenger RNA, 1058 nt
Organism: Coffea eugenioides
Lineage: Eukaryota; Viridiplantae; Streptophyta; Magnoliopsida; Gentianales; Rubiaceae
Exons: 2
Coding region: 310-789 (159 amino acids)
Source: RefSeq, a predicted model, not a curated record